This is a messenger RNA of Neocloeon triangulifer, 5070 nucleotides long. RefSeq names its product transcription factor HIVEP3 (gene fid). The transcript has 8 exons. Lineage: Eukaryota; Metazoa; Arthropoda; Insecta; Ephemeroptera; Baetidae. Gene Ontology annotation, biological process: tRNA wobble uridine modification. The record is from RefSeq and is a predicted model, not a curated record. Gene Ontology annotation, molecular function: S-adenosylmethionine-dependent methyltransferase activity; tRNA binding. Gene Ontology annotation, cellular component: cytoplasm; nucleus. Bases 227 to 3598 code for a protein of 1123 amino acids.
CGCCUCGGACACGGAGCCAGUUCGGCGGCGCUGCUGGAGGCUGUGCGUCUUUUCGGCCUACACGCGUGUCCAGCAGCAGGCCGACCGCCUCCACCGCCGAGCAGCCGCCUCCGGGCCGCCUCCGCACGGCCUCGCACGUCCUCCAACAGUUUGAGCGCGGACAUGACGACCUCGGACCGCCAGCCUGCCGAGUGGUGAUCGUCGGCAAGGUGGCGGGUGUCGGGGCAUGGCCGCCGUGGAGCGCGAGGGCCGCUCAGUGGCACUCGAAACGGCCUACGUGCACGAAGUCUACGACCAAAUCUCGACGCACUGUCCCUCCUACUCCGCCGAGGGUUCCGAGGGUUCGAAUGGCGCAAGGAUCUGGCCACGGGUCCGCCAGUUCUUACAGGAUCUCGAGCCUGGCUCGCUUGUCUGUGAUGUUGGCUGUGGGAGCGGCAAGUACUUGCACAUUAACCCAGACGUGUUCAAAAUCGGGGUUGAUCGAUGUGCUCGGCUCACCGAGUUAGCCAGAGAAAAGGACCACGAGGUGAUGGUGUGUGACAAUCUGGCGCUGCCCUUCAAGGACGACUGUUUCGACGCGAUCCUCUCGGUGGCUGUGGUUCAUCACUUUGCAACCACGGAGCGGCGCGUCAACGCCCUCAGGGAGCUGGCCAGGGUGCUCCGCAUCGGGGGCAGGAUGCUCAUCUCCGUGUGGGCCAUGGAGCAGCGACACCGCAAGUUUGAGUCGCAGGACGUGCUCGUUCCGUGGCACAGACCGCAGCAGCAGCACCUGAGCACGCCGUCGCUCGAAUUGGCCUCCACAGCGACCACGUGCACGACCACAAGCGAGGAAGGCGAGGCCGCCGGCCCUCCGCCGUACCACGCGUACACCCAGACUUCCGACAGCGACUCGGCUAGAUCAGUCAGGGCAAUGUCUGCCAACCAACCCCGCAAGAGGGGCCGUUCGAGGAAGGGCCGUUCCAUAGACCCGGGUAGACCCACCAGCUCAAGCUCCGACCUCUCCAGUCCCAAUGAAACCUGCUACAGUUUUGUUAGAAGAGCCCUCCAGAAAUUGGCUGGAGGCAGAAGGGGUGGUUCUCGGAAUCGAGCGUGGUUCCUCGACUCGUGGACGUGUUCGAAAGAUCACGAAAACGCAGAGGCCUUUUUGGCAGACCGGCGGACGGCCCGCGAGGAUUCGCUGCAGGACGCGCUCGACCUGCCCAUCGAACUCCGCCGAUUGGAAGACGUGGAACCGUCUUUGCCGACCAGCAUUGACAAGAGCAGCCCCGAUCCACCGAGACGGCGUCGGACGUUGGCGUGCGGGGCGCCGACGCCGCCGAAAAGACUCGAGCCGACGUCCAAGUCGCAAAGUUUGGGCGACAUUCUCAACACGGCGCGUCCCGAAAGUCUGGUGCGGUCGCGCUCCAGCGUGGCCCGACUGCCGCUUGCCCCUGCGUCUUCCGCCGACUCGGAAUCUUCCACCCCUCCACCCCCUCCACCUCCUGCGGCAGCGAGUGCCCCCGGCCACCAUCACCACCACCACCAUCCACCCCUGGUGCGGCAGAAAAGGUCUCUUUGUGAGGACGACGAGGACGAAGCGCGCGAGGCCGAAGACUGCCCCGGACCGGACCCGGUGCGUCGCGCCGACCUGAAGGACAUGGUGAAGCAGUUGCCGGAAAUCAAACAUCCGCGCCGAGGUGUGCCGAAGCAGCGGUCGUUGAACGACGAGCUCAUGGCCACCCAUCGGCAGAGGGAGAAGGCGCGGGUCAGGCAGAACAUCACGAAGCAGGCGUCGCUCAACGAACAGCUGUUGGGAGAGAGCCGAGGACGCUUCGGCACGUUGAAGGACACCCUGCUGGCCUCGCCCAGGUUUCAGCAGCUCAAGUCGGGUAUCACGAAACUGACGACGAGCAUGAGCACUUCACCUUCAGAUGCAACAAAAGUUGCAAGCCAAAGUUUCAAAAACGGUUUUGUGCGCAUCCUGCAAGGGUGGAAAGGUGACUCAGCGGAGAACGGCUCUCAUCCUUCAGGCCCGACCAUCACGAUUCCAACCACCCCUCAGCCUCCUCCGACUCCUCCUCCCGUGUCACCGUUGCGCCGCGUGGCCGACGAGGACAAUCCCCCUGACGGCGGUCGUCGCCACUCGCGAGAGGACAACUCUGACUCGAGCAAGGACUCGAGCCUGCAGAGCGACACCAGUGUUGACUCGGAGGACAGUUUCGCCUCUGUCAUUUUCAUCCCCAAGCCCGAGCCUAAGACUGACUUCAGCAGCCCUCCCGACAGCAAAUCCCCACCCUGCCAGACCACCUCCCCGCCCAUAAUUCUCGAGCCCGUCCCGGAAAUCGUCCCCGCCGAGGUCAAACCUGAGGUGCCGGAACCGCCUGUGCUGAAACAGACCGGCACCAUCAAAACGGAAACUCUGCGGCGCAUCCAGCUGCUUCUGCAACAACGCACCCCCCAGCCGGUCAAACCACCCUCGUUUCCCCUGGUGCGCAGAAGCUCGGCACACCCUGUCGGCCAACCGACCAGACCGAUCCCUCGGCUGCUCAGCCUUGAACUUUUCAACCCCGAAACCGACGACCUGGACAGCGACUCGAGCGGCGUCUCCUCGCCCGACUCGGUCAUCAGCGUGAUGGAGCCCAACGGACGCGUGUCCACGGGACGCAACUCGCCCAUCGAACUGGUCAUCGGCGAGGAAAUGGCUUUGGCCGAAGCUCCGAAAACCGCGUCUUCCCUGCUCGAAGCGGCCGCCAGUGUGGCGAGCACCCUCGAAGGCGCCGUCGACGCCGUCAUCCAAUCCAGUCCGAGGGCCAGAAAAAAACUGGCCGCCCUGGGUCUGGUUUCUCCACCACCGGUGCCCCCGCGACCCCCGGACGACGACUGUCGCCGACACCUGACCGAAUUCGCCGACAAACUAAGCGAGAAGCUUUUGGAGGAGAUCGACAAGUACUCGGAGAGUCUGCAAAAGGAGAAGCUGGACAAGGAGCAGCAGUUGGACGCAGAGCGAUACCUGCAGGGCUUGCAGGAGAUCAACUCGGACAUUGGUCACCAGCUGGCCAAGCUGAACGAGGACAUCGAGUGUCUGCAGCUGGAGAGCAGCAAGGAGCAGAGCAAACUGCAGCCGGGGGCGCUGAAACAGGUCAAGCAGUGCAGCCCGAGCAAUUCGCUGACCGGGCCGGACCCGCCGACCAGACAGGUCAGCUGGGAGGAGAGCAUCAUCAGCAGUCCCGAGUUGCGCCGGGAGGCGUCCAAGGACAGUAGCGGCAACGAGGACAGCCUGCGGCGGAAGCGCAAGUUCCUCACGCGGCAGCAGGCGUCCUCAGGGUGGCCCGAGCUGGAGAGUUUGCCGCCCAAGGUGACCAAGACGGAGAGUUACGAGACGUCGCUGAGCGGCAGCACUUCGCAGGACUCGCUGCAGUCGUCGUCGGCCGGCAGCUGCGCGGGGCCGCUGGGCUCGGGCGGGGCCCUCACCUUCCACAGGUACUACCACGUCUUCAAGGAGGGCGAGCUGGACGCGCUGAUCGAUCGCUACGUGGAGAAUCUGCACAUCAUCUCGUCGUACUACGACCACGCCAACUGGUGCAUCGUGGCCGAGAAAGUGCAGGUUUGGACGAUCUAAAAUCUUGGAAAUUUAUUAUAACCAAACCGCCGAUCAAGAGAGGCUCCUCUGCCAAUGCGAAUUCUGCGGUUCGCCUUGCAUUUAAUAAUAAAAAAUAAAUAUAUUGUUGGUCAAACGAAUCAAAACUCGCCACGGGCCUAAACAAUUUUUGCCAAAUUUUCAUGUUUAUAUAAACCUCGGUGUCAUCGGUGUCUCCAUUCGGGCUUUAACAAGAAAAAAGGAAAAUCUUUUUAAAUGUGAAUUAUCCUUUUCAAUUCCCGCAGUUGAGCUGUUUCGGUAAGGAAAAGUGAAACUUUUGUGAAUGCUGAUUUGAGAGAACGUGGCAGAGGAACCUUCUUUUUAUAUAAUAUAGCAUUUAAGAGAAAAAUUUCACAGUUGCAUUUGUUAAUGUGUAAAAGCACAAUCAUUUUGUAAUUCAGCUUUCUCGUUAUUGUGAUGUAAAUACGUCUCUUGUCGUCUGUUAAAAACAUGAUUUUAAUAAAAUGCAAACUGACGGUUAACCUGUAAAGAGUAGGAGAAAAACGACCCAGCACUUCCUAUUCGACACCACGUACGCAGCAUUUGAGCGACAAUUAGCGGUGCAGUGGAAGCAGAUCUAUUUUUAUAUAUGUCGUCGUCAUUGACGUCUCGGGAUCUCAUCUCAUGACUCGAUAUUAAACCUAGUCUAUCUCCUAUAAGGCCAAAUUUUUGAAAGUCUAUCAUCCUUCGCUUUACACUCACUUAUUUGCGCGCAAUUUGUUUUUAAUAAAAUUGUACAUGCGAAAAGAGACUGCAACUUAUUUGUCUUGAUUGUGAUCUGGAGCUUUCUCUUGCUAUUAAAAUUGUAACGCAAAUUUCUUGGUUCCACUUUUCUCUACAACGAAAAACUUUUUAAAAAUAUUUCCCACACACGUUGCACAACUCUUAACAUGCAUUUGCUGCGGAUUGUUUCUGCAUAAUUUGCGAAUUAUUAUUAUACUUAUUAUGUAUCACACCAAAUUAUACAUAUUAAUUAAUUUGUGAUAGACAGGCGUAUUUUUAGCAAAUUAUUGAUCUCAACUUUUAGCGCUUCCAAAUUAUUUGCAGGAUUUUUUAUUAGAAAAACUUUUGCAUUGAUAAAAAUUUAUUGUGGUGAUAAAAAGUGUUACUGCCACAAAUUACGAUUAAUAUGCGCUUUUAAAGUUGAAGAACAAACACACAUUUUCUCUCGCCAGUUCUUACCAAAAAGCUAUUAUCGUUAUUUAAAAAGUUUUUGAGCAUAAAACUAAUCAAUGCUAUAUUUGAGUGUACUGAGCAGUGAAAAAUCAUUGUGUUUUCUAUAUUUAAAAUUUAUCGUAUUGUUACAUGGACUAUGUAAAUUAAAUACCAAAAAUACAAACUGAUAACUUGCAAGACGUGUCAUUUCUAUAAACCUUUUCUUGUCAAAAAUUGUAAGUUGUGAAUCAAUAUCAAUAUAAUAAAAAAUUUAUUAUUUAUCAGUAAUGAAGACAAUA